This is a messenger RNA of Colletotrichum destructivum, 1017 nucleotides long. RefSeq names its product Putative NADH dehydrogenase [ubiquinone] 1 beta subcomplex subunit 3. The coding region runs from base 99 to 389 and encodes 96 amino acids. Gene Ontology annotation, cellular component: mitochondrion. Gene Ontology annotation, biological process: electron transport chain; mitochondrial respiratory chain complex I assembly. The transcript is spliced from 3 exons. The record is from RefSeq and is a predicted model, not a curated record. NCBI's taxonomy places the organism in Eukaryota, Fungi, Ascomycota, Sordariomycetes, Glomerellales, Glomerellaceae.
CAACAUCUCAAAGAUCUCCAAUCAGCUUCCUCCCAACUCGACUGACCACCACUGAAGUGCCCAUUGUUGUACGACAAGACGACAUCAACACAGCAAUCAUGCAGCCAACGAGGUUAGCGAUGGCGUCCGUCCGCGGACAGAAGCCCAAUGUUACCGGCUUCGAUAUGAGAGCCUUCAAGGAGGCCGCCGGCCAGCCCAGAUACGACCCUUGGGAGAGGGCAGAGGCAUGGAGAUACAAGGGCCCCUUCACGAGGUUCAACCGUUUCAAGGGAUCUUUCCCCGGUCUCGGGAUCGCGACCGUUGCCUUUGCCGGCUAUUGCGCGUUCGAGUACUUCUUCCUGACCGACGACCACCACCACGGCGACAGCCACGGCAAGGACCACCACUAGAGGGCUGCGGACCGAGAGGAAGGAAAGGCGAAGUGGGAGAAGGGGCUGCUCCGAUGUACAUUUACCUCUCGAGCCGGCAGAUCGGCUCGCUGGAUGGGUCUAGACAAGGACGAAAUUGUAUUCCCGCGACCAAGAUGCAAUGCAGCUAUGUGAAGUGCUAGAGAGCUAUACGGUUUCGACGAUGUUUGAGGGUGAGUUGUGGUUGUUGGAAGUUGCGGGAGACUCGUCUUCUCUGCUCCAAGAGCCAUAUCAGCCAUGCGAAGGCAAGAAAACCGGUAGAUUUCCUUUGCUUCGGCGGCGGAUUAGUGGAACACUAGGCUAUGCUAGCUGCUGUGAGGAGAUUAAAAGCUCUCUAUGCUCUUGGUUCCAGACACUAUACUCGAGGCGCUCAACAAUGCAAAGCCGGCAUCACCAACACAGCUGCAAGCUUGGGCCCGAGCGACCAAAGAACAACUUGCGAAGAAUAGGAGACAUCGUCGUUUGGGCCUCGGAACUCGGGCCGACUAACAAUAGUGACCCCCCCUCCCCCUUCAGGCAUACCUCCCAUAUACAAGAGAGGGUCGGGCACUACACCGCAUCAGAUACUCUGAAAGAAAGAUACGGGAUUGCCCUCUACUGAACAAACGCA